GAUAACCUAUCCAACUGCAUAUUGCUUGGCAUAUCUAUAUGAUACAAUUUAUUUGAUCUCUCUCUUUGUUUCAAACUAUCUUCAUAAUCAUGGAAGGCACAUAUCACCGACUUAUAAUUGUCUUUGUUUUUGGGUUUCUGUGCAUGAGCAGUGCAGUUGGACACAACACAAGUUCUAAUGCUGUGAAAAAGUUCAAAGUCAUGUGCGUGGAGAAGGAGAACAAGCUCUUCUCAAGUUCAAAGAUGGCCUUGUGGAUGAGGAUAAUCAGCUCUGCUUAUGGGGGAACCAAGAAGAAGAUUGCUGUAAAUGGAGAGGAGUUAGGUGCAACAAAAAUUCUGGCCAUGUUUAUGGGCUUGACCUCCGCCCUACAAUCGUUUAUAAUCCUAAUGGGAUAUCAUUAUCUUACAUGCCUUUCAAAGGGGAAAUAGGAUCUUCAUUGCUUGAGCUGCAAUAUUUGACAUACUUGGACCUGAGUCUGUUCGAGGGAAGUGAAACCUCCAUCCCCAAGUUCAUUGGUUCAUUGACAAACUUGAGAUAUCUCAACUUUUCUGGGUGCAAUUUUAUCGGAACCAUUCCUUAUCAGCUUGGAAAUCUUACAAGGUUGGUUUCUCUUGAUCUCAGCUUCAAUAAUUUUGACAAAGUUGAAAGUCUUAUGUUCCUUUCUCAUCUUCCCGCUUUGAAGCAUCUUGAAAUGAGAUACACAAAUCUCCGUCAGACAACAGAUUGGUUGCGAGCAAUUAAUAUGCUUCAUUCUCUGCUCAACUUGCAUUUGAGUGGAUGUGGGCUCUCUGUGGUGAUUCCUCCACCUCUAUCUCUUGCCAAUUCCUCCAAGUCUCUUGCAAUAAUUGAUUUUUGUGUCAACGAGUUUUCGUCUUCAAUCUUCCCUUGGUUGUUGAACUUCAACAAUAGCCUCCUUUCUCUAAACCUUGAAUUAAACCAGUUACAAGGCCAAAUUCCAGAUACUUUUGGAAAUAUGAUUGCUCUUCAACAUCUUAAUCUUGCCUUUAAUCACCUUGAGGGUAGGAUACCAAUUUCCUUGGGAAAUCCUUUUAGUUUGGAAACACUGGAUUUAUCUUGGAACAAUCUAACAGGAGAGGUGCCCAAUCUGAGUAAUUUUUCAUUCAUCAAAGAGCUGCGUCUUCCAAUGAACAAACUAAAUGGGAGUUUGACAGAAAGUACAGACCUACUUUCCAAUCUUGAAGUUAUGGAUAUCUCCUCAAAUUCCAUGAAUGGUGUUAUCUCAGAUAUCCACUUUUUGACCCUCUCCAAAUUAAGGCAUUUGGAUAUUUCUUUAAAUUCAUUUACUUUGAACUUAAGCUCAUAUUGGGUUCCUCCUUUUCAGCUUGACAUCUUAAUAAUGAGCUCUUGCAAACAGCUAGAGCCUCAUUUUCCACAAUGGCUGCAGACACAAAAGAGAAUCAUUCACCUUGAUAUCUCUAAUUCCCGAAUUUCAGAUGGCAUCAGUGAUUGGUUUUGGGAACUUCCACCUAUUUUGAUGUACUUGAAUCUCUCUGGAAAUCUAAUCUGUGGCGAAGUGCAGAAAUUGCCAUUCAUAGUUGAUAAUUUUUCUGCAAUAGACAUGAGUUCCAACUGCUUUCAUGGCUCAAAACCACCGCUUCCACCUAAUAUAACGGUAUUGAAUCUCUCCGGAAAUAGGUUUUCUAGAAAUGCAUCCAACUUAUGUUCAAUAUCAGGGGAGUAUUUGAACAAUCUUGACGUUUCUGACAACUCUCUCUCAGGAGAACUUCCUGAUUGUUGGACAAAUUGGAAAAAGUUGGGCAUCCUUAAUUUGGCAAAUAAUAACUUUUCUGGGAGUAUCCCUGCCUCACUUGCGCUUCUUCCAAUCGAAGCAUUGCAAUUAAGAAACAACUGUUUCUCUGGAGAAUUGCCACCAUCCCUAAGUAAUUGUACUGGUCUUAAAUUUCUAGAUGUGGGGGAGAAUAGAUUGUUUGGUACAAUACCAGCAUGGAUAGGGGAAAAUCUUCCAAGUCUGAUUGUUCUACGUCUAAGAUCAAAUCGGAUUUAUGGAAGUCUACAUUUGCAACUAUGCCAUCUAACUUCUUUGCAAAUAUUGGACCUAUCCAAUAAUAGCAUAUCAGGAGGAAUACCACAGUGCCUGAGUAACUUCACUGCCAUGGCAAGCAAUAGUGGUACAGUUGAAAUCUUCGAUAAUUCAUAUUCUUACCUUCUAGAUCCUUGGACCACAAAAGGAUGGUAUAAAGAUGUGCCAUAUGUGAACAUUGUGAUGAUUUUAUGGAAAGGAACAGAACGUGAGUAUGGAAAUACUCUUGGCCUUGUCAAAUGCAUUGAUUUUUCAAGCAAUAACUUCAGUGGAAAAAUCCCUGGUGAAAUUACACGCCUUGUAGGCUUGCUUUCGCUAAACUUAUCAAAUAACCAAUUGACUGGAGUCAUUCCUCACAGCAUCGGCCACUUGAACUUAUUAGAAUCACUUGACCUGUCUGCAAAUCAUCUUUCUGGAAAUGCAGGACUUUGUGGUGAACCACUUCCAAAUAGGUGCCCUGGAGAAAAAGUUGCAAGACCGUCCAUCAACAGAGGCAGCGAAAACACUGACAAGCGAGUAGGCAAACGUGAGAUUAUAACCUCAGGAUUUUACAUAAGCAUGGGAGUGGGGUUUGCUACAGGAUUUUGGGGAGUUUGUUGCAGUUUAUUGCUUUACAGGCCUUGGAGACAUGCCUACUUUCACUUCUUGGACAGGGUAGGAAGCUGGCUAUAUGUAAGAGCUGUAAUUAGUAUAGCAAAACUACAAAGGAUGCUUUGAAACCCUGAAAGCAAGUCUCUCUCUGUGUUAAUUGUUUCCUUCUUUUUCUUUUUCUUUUUUCCCCAUUAUCCUUUUGUCAUAGAGUUCUAGGUUCCUAAACAUGUAUGUCGCACAGCUUUCUUGGAUAUAUAGUAUAAUUAUCUAAGGAUGUUUGCUUGUAAUCAUAAGUCUUUGUCAUAGACGUAUAAUACUGUGUAAUCAAUAAUUAAAUGUGCCACAUAUUGCCAUUUAUGCUAGGAUCUAAACUACAGAUCCAAGCUUUGUCGGUGUUUUUGAUGGAGUGCAGUGCUCUCGUGUUGCAGAAAGCGUUUGUGUUCGCUCGGCCCUUCAUUGGCUGCUCCAAGCUAAUUAUUCGAAAGUGAUCAUAGAGACUAAUGCUCAAAAAGUAGCUGGCGCCAUCAGUAAUGCCAAAGAAGACUCGUUUGAGUUUGGCGCUAUUAUCCAAGAUUUGCCGUGUUCUGCUUCAGCAAUCAGCUGAUGUUUCAGUUUCUUGAGCUCGCAUAGAAAAUAAUGAAGUUGCUCACAGUUUUAGCUAAGCUUGCUUAUCAGUAUGC
This is a messenger RNA of Hevea brasiliensis (rubber tree), 3333 nucleotides long. Its product is annotated as receptor-like protein EIX2. The transcript has 2 exons. The record is from RefSeq and is a predicted model, not a curated record. The coding region runs from base 407 to 2779 and encodes 790 amino acids. Lineage: Eukaryota; Viridiplantae; Streptophyta; Magnoliopsida; Malpighiales; Euphorbiaceae. Gene Ontology annotation, molecular function: protein binding.